Molecule: messenger RNA, 2620 nt
Organism: Heterotrigona itama
Lineage: Eukaryota; Metazoa; Arthropoda; Insecta; Hymenoptera; Apidae
Source: the annotation of a GenBank genome assembly
AUGGCUACCAUGUGAAAAAUAAAUUAGUCGCAUUACAGUUUGUAAACAAAUUUCUAUUUAGUUUUUACGAUAGUUUUGUUUCGUGUUACCAGCGAAACUUAUCAGCAGUAAAAAAAUAUAUUUCUUCGAUGAAAUUUAUAAGAAGUACGUGUGGUAGUGAAACAUUCAAGUUUUUAAAUAUCUCUAACUGCAAUUCAAUGUCUAUUCAAUGUGAUCUAACGGAUUUCUGGAAAAUAAAAAUAUACUUGUAUGCUAAUGUUCUACGUGAUUGUGAGAUACUUUUCAAAUGAACACUAAAUAAUGGUAACCUUAUUUUAUGAUCUAAAGAAAGUUCCAUAUUAUAAAAUAGAGCUAUUUUGAUAAACAUAUUUUGGAUUAUUUCUAGUUUUAGAAUUACUGUAAAUAGCUGUGAAUAAUUAUUUGUACCGAAAUUUAUUUAAGAAUAAAAAUGAUAAUUAGUUAUACAAUUGUAAGCUCCUAUAUGUAAGUUGAAAAUAGUAAAUAGUUUGUAUGUUUUGACUGAUUAACUUAACCUAUUUUUUAGAUAUACGUCUACAAUUAAACAUAUCGAUAAGUAACAUUUAUACACUUGAAAAUUAUUGUGCUAAAGUGUGUUAAUAACAAGAAAAGAAAAUUAUUCUUUGUUAAUGCCAUGAGUAAAGUUAGAAAAUAUGCAUUUAAAAAUAUAUUUUUAAUCAAAUUUUUUUUCUAAAAAGGUAAUAAACGAAUUUUAAUAUAUGAUUUUAUAUUGCUUAUUAUAUUGAUGAUAAUUGUUUACAAAUUAUUUAAUUUUACCAUAUUUAUAAUACUAAUUAGGUAUUUAAUGUUACAGAUUAUACUAUGUUGAAGUAUUAAAUAAAACAUUCAUGUGAUAAAGAUUCUAUGUAUAAUAUUGUAUUGCAUCGUUUGUAAAUUAACCUCAAUGGAUUCCAUUGAAUUUGAUGCAAUUAUAAGACAUCCAAGAAUUAUAAUUCACAUAGAUGUUGACUGUUUUUAUGCUCAAGUAGAGAUGCUAAGGCAUCCAGAGCUACAAGGAAAACCAUUGGGAGUACAACAAAAAAAUAUAGUAGUAACAAGCAAUUACUUAGCACGAGAAUAUGGAAUUAAAAAAUGUAUGUUAGUGCAGGAAGCUUUACAGUUGUGCCCAGAACUGGCCUUGGUAAAUGGUGAAGACUUAACACACUAUCGUCAUUACUCUGGUAAAAUACUGAAGAUAUUGCAUCAGUUUACUCCAUUAGUUGAAAGGUUAGGUUUUGAUGAUAAUUUCUUGGACGUAACAUCUAUUGUACAAAAAUAUAUGAAUUCCGGGAAUGAUUCAGAAUUGAAUAUAAGUAUUAACAUGGAAGAUGAAAAUCCAGUUGGCAAAGUAUUUGGUCCCUCCGAAGAAGAAUGUCCUUGUGGUUGUCAUGCUAGAUUAAUUAUAGCUUCCAAAAUUGCAGCAGAAAUAAGAGAACAAAUUUAUAAAGAUUUACAUAUUACAUGCAGUGCUGGAAUAGGACAUAACAAACUCUUAGCAAAAUUAGUGGGUUCAUUGCAUAAACCAAAUCAGCAAACACUAAUAUUCCCAUGCAGCGCAGCUAUGUUAUUAUCUACCAUAGAGUCUAUAUCUAAAAUACCAGGUGUUGGACAAAAAACAACACAAUUGUUAAUGUCCAAUAACAUAAAAACUAUGGAUGAUUUACGAAAAACACCUUUAGAAACAUUAGAGAAAAAAAUCGGUAUUGACCUGGCACGAAAAUUAAAAGAUAAUGCCGAAGGUAUCGACGAGACUGUUGUAAAACCAACAGGAAAGAGACAGAGUAUAGGAUUAGAAGAUGGCUUCAAGAGUGUUUCUUUGAUAGCCGAAGUAGAAUCACGACUAGGAGCACUUUUGAGAAGAUUAACGGAAUUAGCUAUGGAAGAUGGAAGAAUCCCUGUUGCUAUGAGAUUAACAGUCAGAAAGCAUGAUUUUAAUAAAUCAGCUUCGGGUAAAAGAGAAACCCGGCAAUGCGCUUUACCAAAACAUCUACUGCCUUCUUCAAAAUCUGGAGUUUACGAUCACGCUAAAAUGCUAGCAUUAGCAAUGAAACUGUUUCAUCGUACUGUCGAUGUUUCUAAACCAUUCCAUUUAACUCUUUUAGGCGUUGCUUUCACGAAAUUCGAGGAGAGAUCUUCCGGAAAAAAUAGUAUUACAUCUUUUUUGCGAAAACAAGUCGCUGUUCAAUCCGUCUUAGAUAUAAGCUCGGAAGAAGGCGUUUCCGACAUCAAUCUCGGAUCACCAAUGAGUGUGAAUCAAGAUAGUAACGACGGUUCUGCGAUGAGUACCACUUCAUCUCCAAUUUCCAAAUCAAUAGGUACUAACAACCAGAUUGUGGACGACGAUGUUUUGAACGAAAUAGAGCCUUUACCAAAAAAGACCAGAUUAGAAGUAUGGUUAAGUGGACGUAGAGAAUCUCCAAGCAACGAAAUGGCUGACCUUCGACUUAGUCCUUCAUCACCAAUGCAAUUGUCUCCAAAAAUUGAUGCGGCCGUUCUUAAAUCUUUACCAAUUGAUAUACAAAGAGAAGUGACUCGUUCUUGGCCGACAACUAGUAAACCAAAAUCGAAUAAUAUACUUAAAUACUUUAUAGCCAAUAAGUGA